Molecule: messenger RNA, 3904 nt
Organism: Lineus longissimus
Lineage: Eukaryota; Metazoa; Nemertea; Pilidiophora; Heteronemertea; Lineidae
Exons: 5
Coding region: 74-3082 (1002 amino acids)
Biological process (GO): negative regulation of apoptotic process; protein phosphorylation; positive regulation of fibroblast growth factor receptor signaling pathway
Cellular component (GO): cytoplasm
Molecular function (GO): protein kinase activity; ATP binding
Source: RefSeq, a predicted model, not a curated record
UACUGUACACGGGUGCGUCGUAGCCAAUUUUCCACGGGGUUACCGACGUAGCCUACAUGGUCUCUUUCUUUUUAUGGAAAGUCGAGCAAUGGCCGAGGUCUCAGUCCAACAGGAUUUCGCCCGAUUCAAGAAAACAAUCGAGAGCUUGGCGCCUGUCUUCCAGGAUAUCUUACAGCACUUCGAAAAUGUGGCAGAGCGACAUUUCAAGACGGGAAACAGGGAGCAGAAAGAGGAAGACAUGAAAUCUCUCCUCAUUAGCGAAAACGAUGAAAAAUACCUGCAGGACACCCUGCGCAAAAGCUGUGCACCUGUCGUUGCAUUCGUUGGGAGUUCCAACGCGGGUAAGAGUUCCCUGUUGAAUCUUGUCCUCGGGAAAACGCGCAUCGUACCGGAGAAGCAGCAUUGCUGCACGGCAAGGGUGGUGCGACUGAAACGAUCCACGGCACCUCCAGGGAGUCGCGACGGACAGUCAUGGUGCUUACUGGACAAACAUGGGAAUAGAGUAAGUGACCCCCAGGCUUUUCAGAGGAGGAUCCCAACUGAACUGAUAGACCUUGAGGACGAGCAGCGUUAUGGAGUGGACGUGGAACAGGUCGUUGAAGGGACUGUCUUCGCUGAUGGGCUCCUCUCUUACGGUGUGGAGGUGAUUGACACCCCCGGUCUCGGCGAAUCGGAAUCACUCAACAACCUACUUCUGAAAGCCAUGAAUAAUGACAUACGUCCUCUGAUUGUCUACGUCAUAAAUGGACAGACAUUCCUCAAGUGCGAGGAAUUCGACCUCAUCAACAAUCUAAAAACAAGUUACCCCCAAGCGGAGUUCAUUUUCGUGGUCAACAAAUCGGACAUUGAUGAGUCUCAUGAUUCUAUGGAUCACAGCGACGGUGAAGACGUGGUGGACGGAGCGACAAAUGAGAGAGACAAGAGGGAUUGCUCAGUGCGGCGGCUAGGAGAACUGGAGACCAUCAUGAAAAAACUGAAAUAUCUAGGUUAUCUCAACCGGGAGGAGGAAUUCGGCAAGUCUGAGAUAUUCCAUUGCUUGUCUGCUAGGUUAGUAAGGAAUGCACGACGCAAGAUGAAGACUAAGAGUGGUUCAGAAUUGAGUGACAGCGAGAAGUUGUUUCUUGACUCCUAUGAAAGGUUCCAUGAUUGUCUUGUGAAUAGGUUGCACUAUAUUAUGCGUGAUUUGGAGGUGUGUGUUCGCGACCGCGUUAAUAACUUGCUGAAAUCCUUCCUUGAGUUGCUUGGGAGCAAUCGUGUUGGUAUCCUCAAGGCGCUGCAUGACAUGGGAGAUUUCAUAGCCAGCGCCCAGAAGGCUGAGAACCGCAUUCAUGAAAAUAGGUCACUGCAUAAGAUCUUUGACAAGAUUUUCUCAAAUGAAGCCGUCAUUUCGUCCACAUUGGAUACCGCUAAAGAAAGCUUGUCACGGUUGGCGGAGGGACCUGUCGCAAUGCGGAAGCUAGAGGACAUCCAACGUGAUCCUGCGCGAAGGUUGUGGCUAAAGCGUUUUGGUUUACCAGAGGCGGGACAAGAGGAUGGACGUCCGUCUCGAGAGGAAGAGGUGAACCAGAGGUUUAUAGCAAGAAUCAAGGCAGUAUCUUUCGCAAUAGAAGCUGAACUCGUCAUCGUAAACCGUGUUUCUUCAGGCCUCGCCGACCGCAUGGAGAAAGCCCUGAUGGAGAGUGCUGGUGAAUUCCAAGACGUCAUGAAUGAGGCUCGGUCGCAGAACGUUGAGGUGCUGAGUGGUCUGUUUGAUCAGGCGUACCGGGUGCGACAUCACAAAGCUGGUGGUUUUGAUGGGGUCGCGAAAAUGCACGACAUCGUAAAUUGCCAAUGGGCGCCUCUGAAGACGAUGGUGUGGGAGACGGUGCGUCGCUACUGCGAGGAGGUUCUCAAAACGAUAAAAAUAAAGCAGGCGAACUACAAACAGUGGCAGACGGAUUUUGUUGAAAUGGCGUUCAGUCAGUUAAGUGAGGAGGAGAUAGGAUCGAGGCUACGGGAGGGAUGCUCCAAUAAGCUAAACGAGAUGCAUCGAGACUUUAUCAAAAUAACUUCACGGGUGAAAGAACUCCGAGAAGCAGUGAAAAGGACAGGUAGUGAGAACAUCAAACUACUGGAGACGGACGUCAAGUCUAGGCUACUCCUCCACAUGUGUGAGGUCGCCUCCAUCGAGUUCCAACGGGACCAAGGGAGGGAGUUAGAGGCAGGUCAUCGCUGGUUGGGUCAAGACGGAGACUUCACCAUCCGUGAGUGCAAGGCGAAUAGGGACUGGGUGAUCUACGUGGCGAGAAAAUGCGACUUUCCCGAUGAGCAGGAGUGGCUGAAGGUGACUGGACAUGUCUUCUUUGCUUCCGAGAUGAGGAAACGCUUAGCAAAACUCCAUCCUAACCUCGUAAACUGCCAUGGUUUCUGGAUGCCAGACAGAGAGACAUUCAAUGUGGCGUUUGACAGGACGGACUCAACCCUGGCGGAAUACCUUAACACCAGGAGCCCAACGCUUCGGGAACGUCUGAGCAUCGCCCUGAAGAUUGCUCAUGCCCUGGCGGACAUCCAUGCUGUCCAUUUAUCCCAUCUGGACCUCCGGCUCAGUAACAUUGUGAUGCUGGGUGACGAACCCAAACUUCUCCACUGUUGUUCUAAGUCACCGCUGGAUCCAAUUGUAGUAGAAAAGGAUGGAAAGUCUACAAAACAUCCGCCCUUCCACCUGCAUCCUGAUUUCACAACAAGAGAAAGGACCGACGCCACAACCUACAUGGAUUGCUACGCUUAUGGGAUGUUCCUUUGGAUACUGACCACUGGUUCUCCGGAAGCCUACCCGGAGGUGUUCGCAGCAUAUGACACCAUACAACGGCUUAGUGGAGCCAGACAGGAGCGGGAUACGGAUAUCUUGCCGGAGGAGCCGCGCGCGUCGCCAGGGGAGGAGGAUCUGGUGACAGGACUAUAUGAGUUGAUGAAGCUCACAUGGAGAGAAUGCAAGGACCUUCACAUGGCUUGUGUUGCUGAUCAUUUGGAAUAUCUGUUGGAUAUGAGAAAGGAAAGUGCGCUAUUUCAGGCUUACCCGGCUCUGAAGGGGGCGACCUCAUAAAAGUAAACACAAAUCAAAGUUUCAUCCUGAUAGAGCAAUUUCGGCAGUGUCCCGUUUGUCGCAUGGCUGGUGUGACAGGAGUUUAAGACACCCAGAGAUAGCCCGAGUAGUCGGUAGGUGUCGGAAGACAGUAGAUGCAUUAAAAUAGCAUUUGGAGUGACAGAAGACGUUUUGUGAUGGGUCAAGAUGAUGAGAUGGGCUUGAAGACAGAAGAGGCAUUCGCAUUCAUAGGCGACAGAAGACGUCCAGAGAUAAACUGAGGCGUAGGUAGGAGACGGAGGACGGUAGAUGCAUCGCUAUACAGGAUGUCUCAGAGACAAAACUGUAAAGCCUCGAAGGCCUAAUACGGAGACAAUUCGGGGAACUUUUGUAAUCUUCUGAUGUCUCACAAAAGGAUUCAUACUUUACCUUAUCAUAUGGCUCAUCCGUGGGACAAAGUUCCGAUAUGACGCAAUCCCUCCACUCAUUUGGUCCUUCGCCGUCUCAUUGAAGUAAACCCCAUCUAACUCAGCUCAGUAGUCAUCGUUGUUUGCCAUAAGGGCCAGAAAUGAUCUUAAAAGCCCUGUUACUUGGGGCCCAACAUGGAGACAUUGUCACAACCUUUCUCUGACACCAAGUAUACAAAUUGUUGCAAUUAUCCACAGUACAGGAAGUCUCAGAAAAGGAAAUGGAGAGAGUCAAGGGCAUAGAUGAAGACAAUGAAACAAUGUCUGUCACACCAGUUGACAAAAACUGUUCAAUUCUGCAUUGCUAGAUAGAGGAUGUCUCAUUGAUAUUUGUAGGCCCAUCAAGGCAAAAUACAUAUGGUGUAAACAUAUUGCA